AUGAAAUUAGCGCAGCUGCUGAGUGAUGGCCCUAUGAAGAAAGUGGAAGCAAAAACGAAGACGGAAAGCAGUGAAAACGUAAGUAAUAAACGCUUUUUUAUGUUAUACUAGGUUUUUACACAAUGAAGUCCCGAAAACGCGCCGUUUAGAUUUUCUUUACAUAUGCGAAGCCAUAAUUAACAUUUUUUAAGUCGGUCUCGUUUCCAAAAACGACGUUUUGCAUCGGCCAAAAUCAAUUUCUGAAAAUUUUGGCCGUGUCCAGAAAAUGCGUCAUGAUGACACCGAUUUAAAAUGAGCCGGUGGCAUAAACAACGGCUGUAUAUAGCUAGGAGUACUUCAUAGAGCAUGUCAAAAAAUUUCGGGCACUGCAAAGCUUCCCGUCGCGAAAAAAUUCCAGAAGAAUCCAGAAAAUCCGUCAUCCAAAUUGAGCAUUGCAAAAGUUUUGGACAUAAUUUUUUGUGAGUACUCCGGGGAGUACUCCUAGCCAUAUACAGCUGUUUUUAUACCACUGGCACUUUUUAAAUGGGUGUCAUCGUGACACAUUUUCUGGACACACGGUUUAUCGUCAGAAAAAGUCAAAAAAGUGUAAAAUUUUCAAAAAAUCUCGCUGUUCUAAAUAUAAAUUUAUUUAGAUCAAUGAAUUUUCAGCCAACACCUCCAUCAGAAGCCCUUCUCGCGAUUGGCGGUUGUCGUCGUUGUGAGAAGACUUUCACCGAGCGUCUUGAACUUAUUCACCACUUUGUUGAUCAUUUCCCCACCAUUUUUUAUUCCUUCGAAACCAAGUCUUCAAAUCCUCAGCUUCUGACACUGCUAUCUGAAUGUGUAAAAAAUUCGGAAAAGGAGGAGAAAUUGGAGCCCUCGGAGGACCAAGAAGACUUGCCAUAUCACAUGUGUCCACAUUGUUGUUUGACUUUCUUGGAAACGCAUUGUUUUGAAGAUCAUUUGGCCAGUCAUUUGAAUACGGUGAGUGAAGCUUGGAACCUAUGUAUGUAAAAAUUGGCUUACCUUUUUUCGAGCGUCUUGAAUGAAAAAUCAAUCCGCUUUAUAGGGACAGCUGAGAUAUUCAACUAUCUUUGUGGCCGAAAGAGUACGCGAAACGCGGAGAGAGGUCCGAGAGAGAAACAUUUUUUGGCCAUACCUUUGCCUGUUUCGCGCCGAAAGCAUUGAUUUUUUUGUGGAAACAUUACAGUGGUGGGCCAUAUCCAGUGGUUAAAAAAGUACCAUUUUGCAUCCGGGAAGUAUCAAAAAGGCAGCAAAAUACCUCACUCUCCAAGAAAAGACUGCAAUUUCAAAAACGCGCCCCCCAAAACGGGGUUUUUUUCCGCAUCAGGACAUUUCCGGAAUUUGGACACUUCCGGAAUGGCGGAAUAGUGACACUUCCGGAAUGGCGGAACAGUGACACUUCCGGAACCGGGGAAAAAUCAAAGAAGAGGCUUAGACCUGCCAUCUGAACCAUCUGACUGGAUUUAUUGUUAUUAAUCUCAAAAAUUUUGUUAUUUUUUUCUGAUUGUUACUUUUUUCUUAAGUAGUAGUGUUAAAAAGUAAUUUUUCGAUUUUUUUCUAAAAAUACUCGAUUUAGGGGUUUUCAAGGUUGCUGAUUUCGAAUAUCGGGUUCAUUUUUUCUGAACUUUACUAGUUUUCCUUAAGCAGUAGUGUUAUAAAGUAAUUUUUUGGAAUUUUUCCAAAAAUACUGGAUUUAGGGGUUUUCGAGGGUGCUGAUUUCGAAAAUCAUGUUAGCUUUCCUCUUUAUAGUACUAUCUGGUAAUAUACAGUACGAGGUGAAAAUAUGGCUUUUGGCGUUAAUGGUGUUGUUUUGAUGCUUAGUACUCCUCAAAAACACGUUUUAAAUAACUGGUACUGUUUAGUACUGUCUGGUACUAUGUAGUACAUUGUGAAAAUAGGAGUACUAAGCAACAGAACAACACCACUAACGCCUAAAGGCCAAAUUUUUACCUUGUACUACAUAGUACCAGACAGUACUAAACAGUACCAAUUAUUUAAAACGUGUUUUUGAGGAGUACCAAGCAUCAAAACAACACCAUUAACGCCAAAAGCCAUAUUUUCACCUCGUACUGUAUAGUACCAGAUAGUACUAUAAAGAGAAAAGCUAACAUGAUUUUCGAAAUCAGCACCUUCGAAAACCCCUAAAUCGAGUAUUUUUAAAAAAUUUUCAAAAAAUUACUUUAUAACACUACUGCUUAAGGAAAACUAGUAAAGUUCAGAAAAAAUGAACCCGAUAUUCGAAAUCAGCAACCUUGAAAACCCCUAAAUCGAGUAUUUUUAGAAAAGAAUCGAAAAAUUACUUUUUAACACUACUACUUAAGAAAAAAGUAACAAUCAGAAAAAAAUAACAAAAUUUUUGAGAUUAAUAACAAUAAAUCCAGUCAGAUGGUUCGAGCCUCAUCUUUGAUUUUUCCCCGGUUCCGGAAGUGUCACUGUUCCGCCAUUCCGGAAGUGUCACUAUUCCGCCAUUCCGGAAGUGUCCAAAUUCCGGAAAUGUCGUGGUGCCUUUUUUUCACUUGGAGAGGGAAGCAUUUUGCCAUUUUUGAUACUUCCCGGAUGCAAAAUAGUACAUUUUUUCCCACUGGAUCAGGUCCGCCACUGAUGUUUCCAUAAAAAAACAAUGCUUUCAGCGCGAAACUGGCAAAAAUAUGGCCAAAAAAUGGUUCUCUCUUGGAUCUCUCUCUGCGUUUCGCGUACCCUUUCGGCCGCAAAUAUCGCUGAAUAUCCCGGCUGCGCCUUGAAGCAGUUCCCCUGUUAAUAUUAAAUUUUCAGAAUCCGGACGACUCUAAGCUCACUUGUGAUGUCUGUGGACUCCAAUGCGGCAACGAAUACUUGCUUGGAGAACAUCGGAAGCAACACUCAAAAAAGUGCGACAUGUGCAAUGAGGUACAUUAAACUUUUUCUUAUCAAAAUCAUUGACUUCUUUGAAAUCAACUGGAAUAAUUUCAGACAUUCACCACGAUUUUCGACCUCAAUCUUCACGUUGGUGAGCAUUUUGAUUACCCUUACAAUUGCAAGGACUGCGGGAAAUGCUUUCCCACUCGAAAAUCGUUGGCAGAGCAUAAUAAACUGCAUCGGAUUGUGGAAAAUAUCGAGGAUGAUGACGAAAUGAAACCACAAACUUCAAGAAGUUUGGCUGUAAUCGCGGCUCAUCACAAUUUUAGUGGGAGUAAAUGCAAAAAGGUGAGUCAAACGGAACUUUCAACUAAAACGGGGCAUAAAUUUAAUGGAAAGGCAAUUAUGGAUCAAAAGAUAGGAAUCGGAAGUACUGGGCGACGCACAGACUUUUAAAAAUUUUGCACAUAUGUGUCAACAUCACUUAGAAAUCCCUGGAAAUUUUAGUUGGCGCUUUUCAAGGACAACCGAGAUAUUCAACGAUCAUUGACGUCGAGAGAGUAAGGAAAAUGUGGAGAGCGGUCAGGGAAAUAAGUUUUCCAGUUAUAUUUUACGAACUGUGCUUGGAAAAGAUUGACUUUUUGUGGAAAUUUAACUUACUAUACGAGAAACAGCAUGCCAAUUUGUGUGCCAGCAAUUCCAAAAUGUUCAAUAUUCGAGAUAUUUAGCUCAUGUCGAAAUUAGGUUAAAACUUCAAAAACGUAGGACAUUUUCGCCAUCAGAGGGGUGUUAAAUCGGCAUUCUGUUUCUCAUCUAGUAAGUUAAAUUUCAAAAAAAAAAAAUGUUUUACAAGCGCAGUUCGGAAAGAUAGAGCUGGAAAACUUCUUUCUCUGAACGCUCUCCACCUUUUCCCUAUCUCUCGACCGCAAAGAGCGUUGAAUAUCUUGGUUGUUCUAGCAAAGCGCCAGAUAAAACUUUCAGGAAUUUAUAAGUGAUGUUGACAUAUACUCCGCGUACAAUGUUUUGACCCCCCUCCUAAUUCGGCCCUAAGUGUACUAAUCCGGACCAAAUUUGGUAUAUAGUCAACUCACAGGCUAGUAACAAAAAAUAACAUAGCAGGACAUACCUUAUAGUUGAAUCGCAAAAUCCAGGAGCAAUUUUCAAAAAUGACCCUAAAAAAUCGAGGAAAAAGUUUUGACCCCCCUUAAAUAAAGUUAGAUAUCGCCCGCGGAUAUCGCCCAAACCUAUCGUAAUCGACGUCUCAUACCUGAAUACAGGUUAAUAAAUGGUUUUCCGUUGAAUGCUUCGUUGCAUUUGAGGACUCAACGCGUUAAACCGUUUUUGAUGUAGAGCUGCCCAAAAUCGUAAAAAUCUUGCCCUAGAGCUUUCCAAUAGCUCUAAAUUGGAUUUAUAUUAUGUGAUUUAGACCUGUAUUCACCUUCUCCUUUCGAUAAAAGUGCAUGGUGACCUGGCGGUGUAGAUACGGCAGAUACCCUCUUGUCAUGCCCAGCUUUGGCGACUCAUUAGCUCUCUGACCGAGGGCCUAGAUAUGGUCGUCAGGUUCUCAAUGUAAUCCUGAGACUCCUACUUACUCUCAAACAAAGAAUAAACUCCCACUGACACGGUCUCAUAUGGUUUGCAGGCGCAACUUUGCCGAUCUGCACCUUAACCAGAAAACCGAGUUUUUCAAAUGGAUUUUUACCGACGAAAAAUGGCUUGCAUUAGAUGACCCACGUAAUUUAAGAAACUACGGCACUCGCCGUACACGUCUGAGACGUAUCGGACGCCAAAUCGCCUGCGGGGAUGUGAUCGUCCUCGGGGGCAUCUACAGUAACGGCAAACGCAAGAUUAAGCUGAAUGAAACCCAUUACAAAACGUGUCAAAUCGACGCAUUUUACAUUACUGAGUGUAAACAGGAGUCUCAGGAUUACAUUGAGAACCUGACGACCAUAUCUAGGCCCUCGGCCAGAGAGCUAAUGAGUCGCCAAAGCUGGGCAUGACAAGAGGGUAUCUGCCGGAUCUAUGCCGCCAGGUCACCAUGCACUUUUAUCGAAAGGAUAAGGUGAAUACAGGUCUAAAUCACAUAAUAUAAAUCCAAUUUAGAGCUAUUGGAAAGCUCUAGGGCAAGAUUUUUACGAUUUUGGGCAGCUCUACAUCAAAAACGGUUUAACGCGUUGAGUCCUCAAAUGCAACGAAGCAUUCAACGGAAAACCAUUUAUUAACCUGUAUUCAGGUAUGAGACGUCGAUUACAAUAGGUUUGGGCGAUAUCCGCUGGCGAUAUCUAACUUUAUUUAAGGGGGGUCAAAACUUUUUCCUCGAUUUUUUAGGGUCAUUUUUGAAAAUUGCUCCUGGAUUUUGCGAUUCAACUAUAAGGUAUGUCCUGCUAUGUUAUUUUUUGUUAUUAGCCUGUGAGUAGACUAUAUACCAAAUUUGGUCCGGAUUAGUACACUUAGGGCCGAAUUAGGAGGGGGGUCAAAACAUUGUACGCGGAGUAUAAGUGUAAAAUUGAUCGCACUCCCAGUACUUCCACUUCCCAUUUUUGACCCAUAACUGCCUGUCCAUUAAAUUUAUUCCCCAUUUUAGUUAAAGAACACUCAAAAGCCCGAGCACAUUGAACGGCCCGAAAGUCUGCUCAAUUCCAACCCGUAUUUCAAAGCCUUGUCCAAAGAGCCUUGUCGAAAACGCCGAUCAAGGUCUUCGAAGACCUUGAAAUCCUCUUACACCAAAAAGGAAAAGGGUUUCAACAACGACAAUGCCUUCAAAAUGAUGGUGGAUUUGUCGAAUAAGUUGCUGCAACAACUCAUGGGACAGGAUGAAAAUACCGUAAGCUAGACUUCAUUAAAUUCAUAGUUACCUUUUUUAUAGGAAAAAUAGUGUCAAUAUUGUUAAAAUGUGGUAAGAAAUAUUUUUUUUCAGCAACAACUUCUCCAAAUGAUGCAAGGUGCGGAAAAACCAGUGAACAUCGACCACAGUGCAACUUGA
Molecule: messenger RNA, 5821 nt
Organism: Bursaphelenchus xylophilus (pine wood nematode)
Lineage: Eukaryota; Metazoa; Nematoda; Chromadorea; Rhabditida; Aphelenchoididae
Source: the annotation of a GenBank genome assembly